CAUGGUUGUUCAACUCCACUUCUUUGCAGUGCAGUUAACAACUUACCAAUGGGAUACCCUGUGCUGCAACAGCCUCCAAUUCCAGCUACAGGGCAACCUCAUCUUGACUCCAUGGGUAUAUCAAACUGUCAUGUGGUCAAUGGAGUCCCUGCACCCAGCAAUUUUCAACCUAUGCGAAUGAAUUCGGGGAACGACAUGGUGAUGGAAAACAAUGCCACUAAUGUAACACCUGCAGUUCCUCCAACCACUACCAUGUCAUCUGUGUCAGAGAUGCCUGUGAGUCCUACAUCAGUGGCGUCCAGCGGGAAUUUCCCCUUCACUGCAUCAGACAUGUCAGGGAUGGGAGUAGACACUUCAGCACUUGAUUCAGCCUUCACAACCGAUGUCGCAAGUUCAGUAGGAUUGCAGCUGGGACCUGAUAAUGGAGCUGGGAAUUCUAGAGAUUCCCUUAGAUCACUUGAUCAGAUUCAGUGGAAUUUUAGCCUCACAGAUCUGACAGCAGACUUGUCAAACUUGGGAGAUUUAGGAGCGCUUGGGAACUAUUCUGGUUCUCCUUUUCUUCCCUCUGAUUCAGAAAUUUUGCUUGAUUCUCCAGAGCAAGAGGAUAUAGUGGAGGAAUUUUUUGUUGAUUCUGUCCCUGGGCAGCCAUGCUCUCAGUCUGAUGAGGAGAAAUCAUAGAUCAAGGUGAGUAUUGUACCUUACCUUCUUAAAAUUGUUAGGAUGGGAUAGAGUUAGAUCAAUAAGAACAGCAUUUGACCUCUAUUCAGUAGGCAUUUUGAAUUGUUAGCAAAUUUGAACAUUUUAGCAGCGUAAUUUUAGUUUAAGCUUGAUCAAUCAAUAGCAGUAAGCAAACAGGAAAGCAGCCAAGUUCUCCUUAGUUGUAAGUUUUCAGAUUGUUGAUAUGAGACUUUGGUUUUAUUUGGAGAACCUGAGGACCAUUUGUUGGUAAUCUUUUGUUUUCUAACGACGAGGGAAUCAUUGCAAUCUUUUCCCCAUCCCACCUGAACUCUUUGAUGAGGCAAUCAAUUGAGCUCAUUCUGAAAACGGAAUAAAUUCUGUUAUUGAUGGUUGAAA
Molecule: messenger RNA, 1074 nt
Organism: Theobroma umbraticum
Lineage: Eukaryota; Viridiplantae; Streptophyta; Magnoliopsida; Malvales; Malvaceae
Source: RefSeq, a predicted model, not a curated record